This is a messenger RNA of Phalaenopsis equestris, 712 nucleotides long. RefSeq names its product ADP-ribosylation factor-like protein 5. Gene Ontology annotation, molecular function: GTP binding; GTPase activity. Gene Ontology annotation, biological process: protein localization to Golgi membrane; intracellular protein transport; vesicle-mediated transport. Lineage: Eukaryota; Viridiplantae; Streptophyta; Magnoliopsida; Asparagales; Orchidaceae. The record is from RefSeq and is a predicted model, not a curated record. Gene Ontology annotation, cellular component: cytoplasm; trans-Golgi network.
CCUUCGCCUUCCUCCUCGUUUCCAAAUAAAAGGGUUUUCUCUUGCUCCUCUCUGCUUUCUUCUCUAAGGACAUGGUUCCUACAUCCCCUUGAAGGAAAGUGGAUAAGUACGAUAUCAUUUAUCCUCCGGAUCCAGUUGCCCAACUCAUAGUACCCAUCGAUCCCUGCUACUAGGUGUUGAACUGUUGGAAAGAUGGGGGCGCUGUUAUCGAGAUUCUGGUUCAUGCUGUUUCCGGCGAAGGAGUAUAAAAUCGUGGUUGUAGGUUUGGAUAAUGCCGGUAAGACAACGUCGCUCUAGCUCUACAAAUUGCAUUUGGGAGAGGUGGUCACUACGAAUCCUACAGUCGGUAGUAAUGUCGAAGAGGUUGUUUACAAGAACAUACGGUUUGAGGUGUGGGAUCUCGGCGGGCAAGAUAGGCUAAGAACAUCGUGGGCAACAUACUUCCGAGGCACUCACGCCGUGAUCGUAGUGAUCGACAGCACAGACCGAGCGCGGAUCUCAAUCAUGAAGGAAGAGCUGUUCCGACUGCUACAACACGAUGACCUCGAGCAUUCGGUCGUGCUCGUCUUCGCAAACAAGCAGGACCUCAAGGAGGCGAUGUCUCCAGCUGAGAUCACGGACGCUCUUUCCAUCCAUAGCAUAAAGAAACACGACUGGCACAUACAGGCCUGCUGCGCCCUCACCGGUGAGGGGCUCUAUGACGGCCUCGGCU